CAGCCCGGCUGGAGCAUGAAGACCGAGGAGGCACCAUCCUGCUUGCAGCAGGCCACCCCGGUGCUGGGCUUCGGGUCGGACUCCAAAAUGCGGGAGGUUUGUGCCGGCUGUGACACGCCCAUCUCUGACCGGUUCCUCCUGCGAGUCAAUGAGCGUUCCUGGCACGAAGGCUGCGUGAAGUGUGCCGCCUGCCUGCAGCCGCUGUCGGGCACCUGCUACUGUCGCAACCGUCAGCUAUACUGCAAGCACGACUACGAGAAGCUCUUCCAGACCAAGUGCAGCAGCUGCCUGAAGGCGAUUGCCCCGUCUGAAUUCAUCAUGCGGGUGCUGGAGAACGUCUACCACGUCCACUGCUUCUUCUGUUGCGAGUGCGAGCGGCGUCUGCAGCGUGGGGACGAGUUUGUGCUCAAGGAGGGGCAGCUGCUGUGCCGCAGCGACUAUGAGAAGGAGAAGGAGAUGCUGAGCGCCAUCAGCCCUGCGCCCACUGAGUCUGUGAAAAGCGAGGAUGAGGAUGGCAGCCACUCCCACAGCAGAGGCAGCGAGGAAGGCAAGGACCACAAGCGCUCCAAGCGCCCACGCACCAUCCUCACCACUCAGCAGCGACGGGCUUUCAAGGCCUCCUUUGAGGUUUCCUCCAAACCCUGCAGAAAGGUGAGAGAGACCCUCGCAGCUGAGACAGGCCUGACGGUCCGGGUGGUGCAGGUCUGGUUCCAGAAUCAAAGAGCCAAGAUGAAGAAGAUCGCUCGCAGGCAGCAGCAGCAGCAGCAACAGCAGGAGCAGGAGCAGCUGGGCAACCCGCGUUUGGGGACCGGCCGUGGAACUGGCCGCAGCAGCAGACAGAGCAAUGAUGACAGUGAAGAUGGAGCGAGUGUUCACGGACUAGAUGGGCUCAUGGUCCCCUAUCCCAGGAUUCCCCAGCAGCAGCUGCUGCCGCUAGAUCAGAACAGCUACAGCACAGACUUGUACCGACAAGGGCUCACGCCGCCCCAGCUGCCGGGAGACCAUCUGCAUCCCUACGACUCGGAAGGCGUUUUCCAUGACAUGGACAGCGACAGCAUCAGCCACUUGGGAGACUGCCUGCUGUCAACAGCCGAAGCCAACCUCCUCCAAGCCCGAGUGGGUAACCCCAUUGACCGACUCUACUCAAUGCAGAGCUCCUACUUCACCUCCUGACCGUGGAAAAGGUCCUGGUCCUUUUGUGAGUGUCUUGGACAGACGUUGUUCUGAAUUCAGAAUGAGGAGUGGGAAGGAGAAACAGCCCUUCAGAGAAACUCUUUGAACCCUGCACAAUGGAAGAGGCAGCUAGGUUUGCCAAGCACAUAAGCACUAAUUCAUGAGGACCUUCCACAGCCCAGAGGACUCAGCGGCGUUGCCUCUCCCCUCCUUUUCUCUAGCCACAAGUAGAUGGGUGACAUGAUGUUGUUUAGCUGUAACUGUAGCGGUUUGUCCAGUGUUUAUGCUUUAGAGCAUUACAUUCUUCAAACAAGACUGGCCAAGUUGCCCAGAG
This is a messenger RNA of Malaclemys terrapin pileata, 1507 nucleotides long. Its product is annotated as LIM homeobox transcription factor 1-alpha-like. Gene Ontology annotation, biological process: regulation of transcription by RNA polymerase II; neuron differentiation. Gene Ontology annotation, cellular component: nucleus. Gene Ontology annotation, molecular function: RNA polymerase II transcription regulatory region sequence-specific DNA binding; DNA-binding transcription factor activity, RNA polymerase II-specific. The transcript is spliced from 8 exons. The record is from RefSeq and is a predicted model, not a curated record. NCBI's taxonomy places the organism in Eukaryota, Metazoa, Chordata, Testudines, Emydidae. The coding region runs from base 16 to 1173 and encodes 385 amino acids.